UAAAUGUUCAAUCUUAUCAUCCGAAUUCAUAUCGAUUGGAAAUUUUUACGCAACCAAGAUGUAUUUUUAUCAACACAUAAUGUCAUCAUCAAUGAAUUUUAAUUACAUUUUUCUUAGUUGCAUCAUUCUAUUAGCUUUCAUCAUCGCUCCAGUUCAAUCAUUGAAAUGUUUCAUAUGCCAUACGAAUGAUAAUGAACAAUGUGAAUUACAAGAUUGUCCAGCCGAUCAGGCUUAUGAUCGUUGUAUGACAACCUUAUUCAAAAAUCCUUCGGAUGGGAGAAAUAUCAAAAAAGAAUGCGCUCUAGCUCCAUGCCAUUUACGUGGUCUGCAACAUUGGAAUUUCGCCAACUUCAAAUCUAAUUGUGAAUCAUCAAAACAAGAUGAUUGUAUAUAUUGUUGUACGAAGGAUGGUUGCAAUAAAGAUUCGGCCAUCACAUUGAUGGCCAAUGCUCCUCGCAUUAUCAAUGUAAUAUUUUUAUGCCUUAUAGUUUCAUUACUAUCGUCGUUUUUAUCAACAUCGAAUACUAUCGUAUAAUUUCAACGAAUAUCAAUCAUCUUAUUAUAUCGAUUUGAGAAUAUAAAAAAUAAUCAAAGCACAAAUUAUUAAAUAUUCUAGUUUUUUUUCAUCGCAUAUGAUAAUUCACAAUAUUGAAUAAUUAACGGAUUUUUUUUGAAACAUUUUUUUUCAUCAUCACAAUUUUAGAUGUUCGCCAUGUAUGCACACCUACACACAAACACAUAAAAUUCGAACAAAAAUGGUGAAAUGUGCCAAAACU
This is a messenger RNA of Dermatophagoides pteronyssinus (European house dust mite), 776 nucleotides long. RefSeq names its product origin recognition complex subunit 3-like. Gene Ontology annotation, molecular function: DNA replication origin binding. Gene Ontology annotation, biological process: DNA replication initiation; DNA replication. The record is from RefSeq and is a predicted model, not a curated record. NCBI's taxonomy places the organism in Eukaryota, Metazoa, Arthropoda, Arachnida, Sarcoptiformes, Pyroglyphidae. Gene Ontology annotation, cellular component: nuclear origin of replication recognition complex; nuclear pre-replicative complex; DNA replication preinitiation complex.